AAAAGAAGUUGAUUCCCGACCUAAUUUUCAUUAGUUUAUGCAAUUUUUCUUGCUUUUUUAAAUGAUUUUUCUCUUGAUUCCUCACUAUAUAUAAUCAGGCUGCAGCAACUGAUCUCUUUGGACAACAAAAUGGAAUCAAAAGAAGUUGACUUCUCUUUCUCUUCUCCAACUUCCCUCUCCAAGACAAGAUGGUGGAGUAGGGACACGGUUGCAGUAGUGACCGGAGCCAACAGAGGUAUAGGGUUUGCGGUGGUGAAGCGGUUUGCAGAGCUGGGUUUGUCGGUGGUUUUGACGGCUAGAGAUGUGGAAAGAGGAAGCAAAGCAGCUGAAUCACUGAGGGAGCUGAAUGGGCUUCGUAAUGUACACUUCUUUCCUCUUGAUGUUUCAAACCCUGCUUCCAUCAAAACCUUUGUUUCAUGGCUCGAAACAACAUUUGGAGGAUUGGAUAUUCUUGUCAACAAUGCAGCUGUUUCAUUCAAUGAAAUCCAUGAGAACUCAGUGGAAUACUCGGAGACUGUCAUCAAAACCAAUUUUCAUGGAGCCAAGUUACUCACUGAGUCGCUCUUGCCAUUGUUUCGCCUUUCAACUUCUAUAAGCCGUAUACUGAACAUUAGCUCCAGGCUUGGCUCCAUCAAUAAAGUGAGAAACCUUGGAAUCAAAGCAACUCUACAAAAUGAGAGGCUAUCAGAAGAACAAAUAGAAGAUGUGAUAAAUUUAUUUCUUGAAGAUGUGAAGAAUGGGACAUGGCAAAGUCAAGGGUGGCCAGAAAUAUGGACUGAUUAUUCAGUGUCAAAGCUGGCAUUGAAUGCUUAUUCCAGGGUUCUGGCAAGGCGAUUUGAAGGAAGUCGAUUGAGCAUUAAUUGCUUUUGCCCUGGAUUUACUCAAACAUCAAUGACUCGUGGGCAGGGCACCCACACCCCAGAUGCUGCUGCUGAUGUUGCUGUUAGACUGGCCUUGCUACCUCCUGAUCAGUUACCAAAUGGAAGAUUUUUUCUGGGAUUUGGAUCUUAUAACAAAUCUAGACUAUGAAAUUUGUUAUGAUCUAAUGACAAUAGGUUUUUGAUUUUGAUGAUUAAUUACUUCUAAUGAUC
Messenger RNA from Durio zibethinus, 1091 nucleotides. RefSeq names its product NAD(P)-binding Rossmann-fold superfamily protein. Gene Ontology annotation, cellular component: membrane. The record is from RefSeq and is a predicted model, not a curated record. Lineage: Eukaryota; Viridiplantae; Streptophyta; Magnoliopsida; Malvales; Malvaceae.